AUCAACUACAUAUGUGCAAGCAGGUCCCGGCGCCACCACAGUCGCCCAAAUGUCAUGAACAAAGGAUUGACCGCAGCCUCCUGCGUCUCUCAUCAGCGGCAAUCCUUCCUUUGGAUUUCCGACGGGCUCCUAGCCGACACUUUUGCGCGGUUUUGUCACCAGAAGCGUCAUGGCAGCAAUGUUCCAGGCCCGUUGGAAGCUCAGCGAAGAACCUCGAGGCGCAAGAACACAAGUUUCGCCUACACUUCUCAAGGCGCACCAGCGAUCGACCCAGCUCUGGUGUUUACGCGCAGUCAGAACAUUGACUGGUGGCACACUCCCACCGACUGCGAGCUAGCCAAAGUACCCGCACCUACGCCUCACCUGUCGGCGUGGCUCUUCCCGAAUCGUGAAUCAUUCCCAGACCCUUCGGACACCUCCCACGACGGGCCGUCAGUACCGCAGUUGCAAUGCGAUACCCAGGACGAACUCUCUCAAUGUCGCGAUCUUUUCGAGGUGCAAGAAUGGAUGGCAAGGCAGGAUGUCAGGCUACAUGACAACACAGAAGUUGGCAAUUCCAUCUGGAAGCAUAUCUUGCAGACUCCAUUCUCUGCAGAAGAGAUUGCAGAAUAUAUCAGCGAUCCCAGUUUUCACCCCCCAGGGACAUCCUAUAUCGCUCAACUCCUUCCGACGUUACUCUCUCGCACAUGGGGCGUACGCGAUUGGAGACUUGUCCGGGACUCGACCGCGAGGUCUGUAGAGCUAGGUCUGAUCGGUCUCUAUGACUUAAAAACGAUACUCAAAACUUUGUACACCUCGGAGACGAUUUCCUUCCGACGCACAGGAGGUAUCCUGGUAGAAACAAAGAGAGAAACAAUAUAUUUGACCCAUGACAUCUUACAGGCUAUAGGACGAUCAAAGGUUUUGCAGCUGUCCGAGCUCGGUACCUCCUUCUUAUCAAGACUAUUUUCAACGCUGCUGAAGUUCGACACUCCUGGGCUGAGAAGUCCACUUGCACCGAUAUUGUGGGAUCUUGUGCCCUGGGGUCGAGCGAACAACGCGGCCAUGUUCAGUCACUUCGUGGUUCGACAUUUGAGGGAUUGCGGUCGAAAUGCCCAUGAGCAGGCCUCACAGAGCUCAACAGCAGUCUUGUUGAAGAAGGCAUCUCCUGCUCUGCUGCGAAUGCUAUUAUUACAUACCACAGAGAACCUAGUCAAAUUAGCUAGGGAUCAGCCAACAAACACCUACAAACAUCUCUUUCGCCGUUGGAUCGAUAUCCUGGCCUCUCUAGGAUACGCCGGGGAGAAUUCGCAACCCACGAGAAGUGACUGGGUUAUUUACAGGAGUCAUGAUAGGAGCCUUACUCAGCAUCAACGUGAGAUGAUAUGUGCUUGGACAGCCUUCCAUUUGACACAGCACACUCGGAGGUCACCGAGCAUACAAGCCCAACUCCGCGGCCAUCACUUGUUUGGAAAGACUAUCAAGUCGGUGCUUCUUGAUCAGGGCCUGAAGAAGGUACACUUCUAUGGACGAGCUCAAUCAGCCCUUGGUGGCCUCGCUCUUCCAAAUAAAUCGGUCCUUCUCAAUGAACUUGAACUAGUUACAUCAAUGCCAGUGGCUCCAAGGUCGAAUCAUUCUGAAAGUCAAGUUGAGGACUCUCUGCCGUACGACUUGUCUCUUGUUCUCGAAGACCGGGUUUACAGGCACAAACGCCAACGUCUCCGUUUCAAUGGUGCCCUAGAGGAACUGGGGGAAUGCCUCAAUCACGAUUUGACCGACUUUUGUUCCAUGUCCCGCCGCUUGAUCCACAAGAACGACACCUCAUUCGAUAUUAUUACAAGGUUAUUGGACUGUAACAGUCCUCUCAAGGCAGCUUUGUCGACGAGCAUCCGCCAGAGCCAGGCAGGACAACAGGGAUCACAAAAGAAAGGCGCUCUGACCUUGACGGAAUCCGAACGCUCGCAAAACAUGCUUGACCCAGCUCAGGCUCUCGCCCUAGUCAACCAUCUUGCCAUUUCCUUUGCCACAGCCCCAGUCGCAAGGCCUCGACGAGCGUUGAGACGAGUUUAUUGGUGCUACCGAUUCCUUCACCGCUAUGGCGCCCCAAUAGAGCCAGAUAUUACGAAAGCAUUGUGGCAUGCCGGCGUCACGCGCAUUGGUGAGGGUGGGUACGGGGAGUUUGGUACGGCCAAAUCCUUCUUGAAGUGGAUCCUGUGGCAGGUCAAUCUUGUGGAGGGCAAGGACGUAGCCGCUCAAUUACUCUGGAGUCGCAGCUACCGUUUGGAACGUCGAGCUGAAAUGAUCGCGCUUGCAGGGCUGCCUGGUCAUCAAUGCCUGACCAAUGGUGACAUGAUUACCGAAGGGGUCCAGCACCCGCCAAACCAGUACGAAUGCAACCCUUUGAGCGCCUCGAGAUUGGACGCAGGAUGCCUGGCUCUUCUUUCCAGCGCCAACACCGAACAUGACCCCGUCCUUCAAGAUUCAAGUCAGGAGGACAACCCCGAAACAGACACGGACACGGGGUUGGAUCAUGAGGCGCAGCAUUGCAAUGGCGGUCUGUUAGAAAGGGUCUCGACCACUGACAGUGACGGUGUGAAAGAAGUCGAUCCUUCCACCACCGCCAUCACCGAGAAGAGAAUGCAUGACUUGAUGGUCCUGCAGAGGAUACGGCAUGUCAAAUUGAGUGACGUGCUGGCUCAACCUUUCUGGUACACCAAGUCAGAGCGAAGGAUGGAUUGGGAGAGGAGAAGACUACAGACACGGACACAAGCGGGGAGUUCAAGCUCGGCUGCCCCUGAGUCUUGAGCUGUGGCGCCUACAUGACUCGGGUUCAGGGUCUUGUUCGUAGUUGGUUCGAAACGUAUCGAGCAUAGAGACUAUGUGAUGUCAAAGAAUCGAAAUGAACGGGUGAAAUCUCGAGCGGAUCUCUCUUUAUCCAACCCUUUUUUUUAAACAAUAACAAUACAAAACUUACAAGGUCACUAUUCGUAAU
Messenger RNA from Exophiala oligosperma, 2971 nucleotides. RefSeq lists its product as uncharacterized. The coding region runs from base 55 to 2784 and encodes 909 amino acids. Lineage: Eukaryota; Fungi; Ascomycota; Eurotiomycetes; Chaetothyriales; Herpotrichiellaceae. The transcript has 2 exons. The record is from RefSeq and is a predicted model, not a curated record.